AUGCCGAGCGUCGUGUCCCGUGUGGCGCCCAAAGCCCUCGCGCACGCGCGCAGCUUCCGCUCGAGCGCCGCAGUGGCGACCGCUGUGGUUGAAGCAGCGGCUGCCGGGGAAACUGUCCUCGCGCGCGUCUACGGGGGCCUCAAGGACGAAGACCGCAUCUUUACGAAUUUGUAUGGCGAAGACACGUGGCGCGUGGACGGCGCACUGCGUCGCGGGGACUGGUACCGCACAAAGGACUUGCUCUGUAUGGGACCCGAGUGGAUCGUGCAGGAGAUCAAGGACUCGGGUCUGCGCGGCCGCGGCGGUGCGGGGUUCCCGAGCGGCCUCAAGUGGUCGUUCAUGCCCAAGCAGACGGACGGCCGUCCCUCGUUUCUGGUCGUGAACGCCGACGAGAGUGAGCCGGGGACGUGCAAGGACCGCGAGAUCAUGCGCAAAGACCCGCACAAGCUGGUCGAAGGCUGUCUCCUGGCCGGCUUUGCUAUGCGUGCGCGGGCUGCCUACAUUUACAUUCGUGGUGAGUUUUUCAACGAGGCGCUGGUGCUCCAGGAAGCCAUCCACGAAGCGUACGAGCGUGGGUUCCUCGGCCACAACGCCUGUGGGUCGGGCUACGACUUUGACGUGUACUUGCAUCGUGGAGCUGGCGCGUACAUUUGCGGCGAGGAGACGGGGUUGCUCGAGAGUCUCGAGGGCCGGCAGGGAAAACCCCGCCUGAAACCACCUUUUCCGGCCAACACGGGCUUGUACGGCUGCCCUACGACUGUGACAAACGUCGAGACGGUCGCUGUGUCCCCUACGAUCUUGCGUCGUGGUGGGUCGUGGUUUGCUGGUCUCGGACGCAAGAACAACCACGGCACGAAGCUUUUCUGCAUCUCGGGGCAUGUCAACAACCCGUGCACAGUCGAGGAGGAGAUGAGCAUUCCUCUUCGUGAACUCAUUGAUCGUCACUGUGGUGGCGUUCGUGGCGGGUGGGACAACCUGCAGGCGUGUAUCCCUGGUGGAUCAUCUGUGCCAGUGCUGGAUGAGGAGCUUUGCCAGGACAUUAUGAUGGACUACGAUGACUUGAAGCAGCGCGGUGGCUCCGGUCUGGGCACGGCCGCCGUCACUAUCUUCGACAAAAGCGUUGACAUGGUGGGUGCGAUUCGUCGGUUGUCGCACUUCUACACUCACGAGAGUUGUGGACAGUGCACGCCUUGUCGUGAGGGUACUGGCUGGAUGGAGAGUGUGCUGACCCGCAUGGAGACGGGUGACGCGGAGCUGGAAGAGAUCCCCAUGCUGGAAGAGAUUUCACGCCAGAUCGAGGGCCACACGAUUUGUGCUCUUGGUGAUGCAGCUGCCUGGCCUGUGCAGGGUCUGAUUCGAAAGUUCAAGCACAAGAUCGUGGAGCGUAUUGAAGACCCCUCCAGCUUUAACCCGGAGGACCAUUUUCAAAAGUCGUGGCCGGGUGUUCCGCUUGAGAACCAGGCGUGGGUGGACAAGUUUUCCGACGGCUCGGCUUUCAAGUCCAAGUCCUCUGCGUGA
Hyaloperonospora brassicae is the source of this 1518-nucleotide messenger RNA. NCBI's taxonomy places the organism in Eukaryota, Oomycota, Peronosporomycetes, Peronosporales, Peronosporaceae. The record is from the annotation of a GenBank genome assembly.